GUUGCACGAAAAUGGCGGUGGCCGAGGUGGCUCCUUUCAGCCCUUUCAGGUUCAUUUCUGUUUCCAACUCUCCAACUCUUCGGCCUGUGUCGAGCGAUCGAAUGUGAUUACAUCUGCCAUCUCCUUCUCUUUCUCUCUCGAGCUAUCUCUUCGAACGAUGAAGAAAGAAGGAGAUGGCAAAUAAUCGUUUUUCGUCGAUUCGAUUGCUCGACGCAAGCGACCGAAAAGUAGGCCGAAAAGUAGUGAUAGGGGAAAGCGAGUGCUGUCAGUCAGCCCCUCCACGUGUAGUCGGCGUGUAGAUUUCGAUAAUUCGAUGCCAUUGCUGCGCCGGAGUCAACGGCCGUUGACGGUGACUACAGCUGGUCGUGGAGUCUGUGGAGAGAGCAAUUCGAAAGCGAUGGCGGUCGUCGUCGUCGAGCGCGUCCGGCCGACAGGCCGCUGUCAGUGAUGAGAAGGAGGAUUAUCGCUUUCGUACACGCGCCCGCUCGUCCGCGCCGCCGCCGCGUCACGCCCGCCUAUCGAGUGUUGAUAAGGAACCGCCGCGGUUAGAGAUCUGCGUAGCUCCCACACGCCGCUAGAUCAUCCCUCUUGUUGUGUGUCACAUGUGCUACACGCGAGAAAAAUGAGCAUUCUGCGAAAGAGAUUGAGCGAGUUCGAUGACGUUCUCGACGCGGACGAAAUUAACACGGCCAGCCUCAGUAAAAUAUGUUUCCACGGUAUACCCGAUGAGCCCGGUGGCCUGAGACCUCUGUGCUGGAAGCUAUUGUUGAACUAUUUACCACCGACAAAGUCUAGUUGGUUAGAGACUCUAAAGCGCAAAAGGGAAUUGUACAAUACCUUCAUUGAGGAUCUCAUUGUUAUGCCUGGAGGAUCGAAUACUGAUGAUAAAGAAAGAGUCGAUGUGACGUUACACGAUCAUCCUCUUAAUUUAAAUCCAGACAGCAAGUGGCAGACAUACUUUAAGGAUAAUGAAGUUCUACUUCAAAUUGAUAAAGAUGUUAGACGACUGUGUCCAGACAUAUCAUUUUUUCAACAAGGCACUGAUUAUCCAUGUGAAAAGAUAGUGAAUGCUAAUGGCCAACAGCGUUUGCAUCACAGAGUUCAACACACAGUACUGAAAAGUGCCAAUGUCGAAAGAAAAGGCUUAGGAGUGACCAAGCAGCAGAUAGCAGUUUCUGUCAGAAAGGCUUCAGAGGAUUAUGCACCAUUGGACGAAGGUGGAGAAGCACAUUGGGAGGUUUUAGAAAGAAUACUCUUUUUGUAUGCUAAGUUGAAUCCCGGCCAGGGUUAUGUGCAGGGAAUGAACGAAAUAGUCGGACCUAUAUAUCAUGCAUUUGCUUGCGAUCCGGAUCCCACAUGGAGAAAACACGCUGAGGCGGACACUUUUUUCUGUUUUACUAAUCUGAUGGCCGAGAUACGUGAUUUCUUUAUAAAGACGUUGGAUGAAGCUGAAUUUGGAAUUAAUUCGAUGAUGAGCAAAUUGACCAAUCAAGUUCGAGCCAAUGAUCCUGAUGUUUGGUUGCGUCUACAUCAACAAGAGCUGUGUCCGCAAUAUUAUAGCUUUAGAUGGUUGACUCUCCUUCUUUCGCAAGAGUUUCCCUUGCCAGAUGUUAUGAGAAUAUGGGAUUCCUUGUUUGCCGAUGAAAACAGAUUCAGUUUCCUUAUACAUAUCUGCUGUGCCAUGAUCCUAUUAGUGAGGGAUCAGUUAUUGGCCGGCGAUUUUGCUACAAAUGUUAAACUUUUACAGAAUUUUCCUUCAAUGGACAUCCAGAUUGUGCUCUCUAAGGCUGCUGCUUUGGCAGGCAAAACUUUUUAAUUUUUAUAACAAUUGAUUAAGAAUACGAACAAGAUUCAAUGAUUUUUAUAUCGAAUAUCAUGAUAUUCCUCUUCUUCUUCUGAGCUUUCAUGGUCACAUACGUGAUAUAUUAUAAAGCGUAAUUUUAUAUAUCGUUGUCAUUCCCGAGGAGAGUGAAAAAAAAAAAUCAAUAUAAAAAUAUUAAUUAUAAUAUCAUGUAGAUGUUUGAGCUGAUCUUAUAUCAGACGAUCUUAUAUCAAACAUUUAACAGUUGUAUAUAUAACACACACACACAUAUAUAUAUAUAUAUAUAUAUAUAUAUAUAUAUUCUCGCGCGUAGCGAAUACUGAGAUCUACAUACAGCAUUUGCCACAUGUUAAAUUUUUUGAUAAAUUUAAAAAGCGUUUGUGUACAUAUAUAUUAUACUGGAAUGUAAUAUUUGGCUGAAGACGUCAAAGUGUAUAUUUAUAUAGAAGAUGAUAAUCAUUUCAUAAGCUGGUAAUGAUAAGAUGAGGAUUUAAGAAUCGAAGAGGGGAAUCUGAAUUAAGGUUUCCCAAUUGUCCGAUACAACUUUUGCAAUAAUCACAUCACAUUAGUAUCACGUAUAUUUAUACGCGCCAUAAUAAUUAGGCUAUACGUUAAGAGGAGAAAUUUUAUAAUCUUAUUUUUGUAAUAAAACGUAACUGUUCGAACUACGUUUAUAAAAUAAAGGAAAACGUUAUUAGUUUUCCGUCAAACUUACGUUGCCGUAUUUCCAUCCUAUAUGUAUUUCUAAAAUUGAAUUACUUUGCAAACGGUCGAGCUUCUAGAAAUAUGCGUUCUUUAUUCUACUCGCGAGUGAGCUGGAGAAAGAGAGAUAGCGACGAUCAUUAUUGGAUUAAUAAAGCCGUCUCUCGUUCCCUGGCAGAAUAAACUAAAUUUCCGGAUUUUAUUUCAUCCCGUCUAACUCUCUACGAAGUAGAAUGAUUGACCCAGACUAUGGCGGGAAUAUUAAUGAGGAUACAUUUCGGUUAUUCCGAAGCUACGCGAAUAUCUCCAUCACAAUCUGUGUAACGAUAAAUACAGGAAUUAUUAUCAAAGAAGACUGAAUCAG
This is a messenger RNA of Monomorium pharaonis (pharaoh ant), 2888 nucleotides long. Its product is annotated as TBC1 domain family member 13. The transcript is spliced from 11 exons. Gene Ontology annotation, biological process: activation of GTPase activity; intracellular protein transport. Gene Ontology annotation, molecular function: GTPase activator activity. NCBI's taxonomy places the organism in Eukaryota, Metazoa, Arthropoda, Insecta, Hymenoptera, Formicidae. The record is from RefSeq and is a predicted model, not a curated record. Bases 623 to 1816 code for a protein of 397 amino acids.